CGAGGGGUCGUGUCUCCCAGCCGUGCGCGUGGUGUCCUGCGGGGCUCCCCCAGCGGGAGGCUGCGGGCGGGGAGCGCUGGAGCCGCUGUCGUCGGGAUAGCGAAGAGGCUGAAGGCGCGGGGCCGCCCCCGCUGCUCCCUUUUGUUCUGCCCCCGCUCCAGGGAGCCGUGCCAGCCCGCGGGUGUCGGUCUCCACCCAUCACCUCCGCUCUUCCAGGCUCAUCCCUCGCCGUGCCCCCACGAGGAUAAGCAGGUGCGGGGCGUGAUGCUCCAGGUGAUGCCCUGCAGAUGGGGAUGGGAUAGGGAUGGAGCCUGGAGCAUGUCACGUCCUUUGGGGCAUCUGUCCCCAGCCCUGAAAUCCUCCUGCAUAAAUAGGAGGGGUUCAAGCCCCCCCCAGGCCCAGCGCCUGUUGGUCUUACGUGGCAUGUGAAUGGGAGUGCUUCUCAUUUCCCUUUUCUGCAGCCCCUUCUGCUUUGUCCUACCCAUUGCCCAACAGCGCUGUGUGUUCCCUCUAGUUCUGGAACCAGUGCCCAUCACAGCUCUCAGCGUGGGAUUGGCCUCAGAAUGAGGCCGUGCCCCAUGCUCACAACUGGGGAUAGAUGGUACAGCCUGUACGCCCGCACGCGCCUCGGCUUCCUCUUCUACAAGCGGCAGGUGAAGAAGGCCCGCGAGCGCUUCCCCCACGGCCACUCCGUGUCCCAGCCCCUGGGCUUUCGUGGGGUGAAAAUUGUGCCCAUCCCCGUGCUCUCCAAUAACUACAGCUACCUGGUCAUCGACACAGACUCUGGCCGUGCAGCCGUGGUUGACCCCUCCGACCCACUGGCUGUGCAGGCUGCCAUUGAAGAGGAGGGGGUGAUGCUGGAGGCUAUACUCUGUACACACAAACACUGGGACCACAGUGGAGGGAACGCAGCACUGCUCCAGCGGCACGGCUCCUGCAAGGUAUAUGGCAGUGCCAUCGAUGCCAUCCCUGAGCUCACCCAGCAUAGCCCUGUUGGAGACAAGGAGAAGCUGAGCGUGGGCUGCCUGACUUUCGAGGCGCUGGCCACACCAGGCCACACCGUGGGGCACACGGCCUUUGUGCUGGAUGCGGGGCCCUUUGGGGGCCCCCCCUGCCUGUUCUCCGGGGACCUGCUCUUCCUGGCCGGCUGCGGAAGGCUGUUCGAAGGCUCCGCUGAAACCAUGCUGGCCUCCCUGGAUGCAGCCGUGGGCUUGGGAGAGGACACGCUGCUGUGGCCGGGCCACGAGUACGCGCUGGAGUGCCUGAGCUUUGCCCGCCUGCUGGAGCUGGACAACCCCGCGCUGGAGCAGAAGCUGCUCUGGGCCACGCAGCAACGACAGGAGAAGAGGAGCACGUGCCCCUCGACGCUGGGCGAGGAGCGGACCUACAACCCCUUCCUGCGCACGCACCGCCGGGAGCUGCACGAGGCGCUGGGGCUGCAGCGGGGCAGCGGGGAGCACCACGAUGCCUUCCGGGCCCGCGUCCUGCGGGAGGUGCGCAGGAGGAAGGACCUCUACAAGGCCACCUAGUGAUCUCCCCCUCCACCUCGUGACCCCCCCCUCUGGACGUGGGGGCUUUCUGGACUGUGAUUUUCUGCUGUGAAUUCCCCUCCUCCUCUGUCCUGCUGGGAGGUACAGGGAAAGGAUGGACCCCCCCACACUCACACAGCCCAUGUGUGCACCUCAUAGGUGGUCCCUCCCCCUGCCCCUUCUCACACCACACGAUCCCUUCUCCGGGGGUCUGCAACCCCCCCCUGCCCCACUUCUGGGGCUGUAGGGACAGCACUAAGGGCUCUCCCUAUUUCCCUCCCCCUGUUUUAUGGGAGACUCCAGUUCAACCCCCCCACAACCCACCAGCGCUCAGGGAAUCCCCCGUUUCCCUCAUUACUGUGUCUCCCUUUUGGAGGUGGAGGAUCUUGGAGGGAGCCUGGGUGCCCAGCAUUGCCCUAGGGCUCCCCCAAGUCCUAUCCACCCCCCAUACACUGGGAUGGGGGGCACAGUGCUGGGGGUGUGCAGGGAGUACUGCUGUACUGAGGACUGGAUGCCCCCCUACCCCCCCAAAUAAAAAAGUCUGGAUCGGAUUUGUGCCCA
Messenger RNA from Numida meleagris (helmeted guineafowl), 2090 nucleotides. RefSeq names its product paroxysmal nonkinesigenic dyskinesia (gene PNKD). The record is from RefSeq and is a predicted model, not a curated record. Bases 564 to 1529 code for a protein of 321 amino acids. Gene Ontology annotation, molecular function: hydroxyacylglutathione hydrolase activity. The transcript is spliced from 9 exons. Gene Ontology annotation, cellular component: mitochondrion. Lineage: Eukaryota; Metazoa; Chordata; Aves; Galliformes; Numididae.